AUGGAGGCCGCCGAGAUAAGCUGCUGGUGGCAGCUGACCACCAGCUGUCCGUCAAUCUCCGGCAGCUGGUGGCAGCUGACCACCAGGUUGUCCGUCAGUCUCCGGCAGCUGGUGGCAGCUGACCACCAGUUGUCCGUCAGUCUCCGGCAGCUGGUGGCAGCUGACCACCAGUUGUCCGUCAAUCUCCGUCCGUCAAUGUCCGUCAAUCCCCGGCAGCGGGUGGUGACGGCGGAAGGCAACGUGUUCGUGAUCGCUGCCAUCGUUAUGGAGAAGGGCCUCCAGAACGUCGCCAACUACCUGAUCGUCUCCCUGGCUGUGGCGGAUCUCAUGGUGGCCUGUCUGGUUAUGCCACUCGGCGCAAUGUACGAGAUCACAGGCUCGUGGGCGCUGGGGCCGGAGCUCUGUGACAUGUGGACGUCCGCCGACGUCCUGUGCUGCACGGCCUCCAUCCUCCACCUGCUGGCCAUCGCCAUCGACAGGUACUGGGCAGUGACCAACAUCAACUACAUCCAGUCGCGGAACUCGCGCCGCGUGCUCACCAUGAUCGUGCUGGUGUGGGUGUUCGCGCUGGCCAUCUCUGUCGGCCCCGUGUUCGGCUGGAAAGACCCGGACUUCGAGGACAGGGUGAACGUAAACCAGGAGUGCCUGGUCAGCCAGGACGUCGGCUACCAGGUGUUCGCCACCAUGGCCUCCUUCUACGUUCCACUGGGCGCCAUCCUGUCGCUGUACUGGCGCAUCUUCCAGGCAGCACGGCGCCGCAUCCGCCACAAGGUUGGCUCGAACGGGAAGCGUAGCCGGUACCAGCGGCCGCCACCGCCGCCGCCGCCGCCGGCCACCGACACAGCCACGCUCACAGGCAGCCGGGUGUCGGAGUACGAGCUCUCCAGCUGCGCGACGCCCACCAACAACGGCAACGGCGGCGGCGGCGGCGUCAGCAGCGUGGACGUCAUCCCGCGAGACGCCGAACACCGUAAGAAGAAGACGAAGAAGGAGACGCUUGAGGCGAAGCGCGAGCGGAAGGCGGCGAAGACGCUGGCGAUCGUGACAGGUGCCUUCAUUAUGUGCUGGCUGCCGUUCUUCGUGACAGCGCCGCUGCUGCCGCUCUGCAAUGACUGCUUCUUCAACGGCGCUAUGAUGAGUUUCUUCCUCUGGCUCGGGUGGUUCAACUCGACGCUGAACCCCAUCAUCUACACCAUCUUCAGUCCGGACUUCCGCCAGGCGUUCAAGAAGAUCUUGUGCGGCCGGGCGGCGGUGAAGGGUCGGAGAGGACGCUAGGGGCGACAUGACGGCAGUGCAGUGUCUAGGGUUGGACUGGGGACGGCGUCCACCAGCUAGCACUGGGACGUUGACCUGACGCGUCCACUGUUUGCCACAGGUAUCAUAGACUAGACAGAAGUAUUGCCAGAAAAGAGUUAGCCGUGGGUACCAGUCUACGAGUGCGUUAUCUGAUGCGUUGGUUUCAAAGGCUGAAUGUUGAAGGCGCUAAUGAGAUGCUCUGAAUGUAAUCGGCGAAGUGGUGUGCUUGGCGCAAGAUAUAUUUUUAGCAUUGUUCGCUUAGGUCUGGGCCAAUGUAUUGAGGCAGCGCGCUGGCAACAACAGGCCGUUUGAGUUGAAUGGAACAUUUCACCCCCGCGAUGGCGCUUUUAGUUGGGGAAGCCGGGCCACUGUCUGCUUAGCGAUGUGUUGAACUGCAAUCUAGCACUGUCCCCGCAACAAAGCAUCACCAGCUUUGACCUGAUUCGAGAUGGGCACCAGUAACAUGGAUGUACAGGAAGAAAGACAUGUAGCCAUUGAGCCCAUCAUAUGGUCUUGUUUGUUAGCUUGCAGGAUGUUUUAGCUGCUAAGUUUGAGUCUUUAGUGACAGAUCGCUAUACAAAGAGAUCAGCACGUAGAUUUUGUACUGAUUUUCUAGGUUUUUAACACGGCGAGAUUAUUUUCAACCAACGAGAUCCCGUAGUGUUAAACGCAGACAAGGAAAUCUCGCCGGACAAGCGUUUUCCUCACCUCCCGCAAGAGUGUGGAGCCUAAUAGGUCCCAGCUUCUUAAAUCUACACUUAUUUCGGAAACAGAUUCCGUCACCCUAUUUGACCUAUCCUGAAAUUGAAUGACUAAUUGCAUUUGUGAAAAUUGCAUUGCGUAGCACAAUGAACGACACAACUUAAAGCAGGAAAGCACUUCAAAAUUAUUCGAGAAAUCACGAUAUCGAGUCGCUGAGAGCCAAAUGUGACUGAUGUGAUGUCAAUGAAGUAGUCAUCACUGCUGGCCUAUGACAGACAACAUGCUUUAACGUUAAAUUAACAACUCAUUUGUUGAUAUAUUUCUGCAGUCAAACAUCUUUAACUUGGUAAACAGGAGUAUUUUGAACAUGUCAACAAUAGGUAAUAGCUUUACUCAUCGUCUGAAGGACUCUGGCCUGGUGUCCCCGUUUCUCGCGUGCUUUGGUGAAAUGUUCCUUUUCAGCUUACUGUUGAAGUACCCGCCAGCCUGUGAGUUUUCUGAUUGCGUGGCAGACUGAGCUCCUCAGGCUGAUCGUCGGCUGCACUUGUCCGUGCGCCACGUGGUUUGCGUGCUACUGCGUGCGACGCGCACGUCCAGCGCGGACACCACGUGCCAAGCUCAAGGGGCCGCUGGGGUCGGCUUCACCAUAACGUUUCCAUAACUCGGACCAGAGGGCGCGCGCGGCGAACGCACGCGGCGUCCAGACGCACGCGCGACCCGUCAUGCAGCACGAGCUGAGCCAGGAGCGGCGCGCGGAGCCCCGCGCCUCUCCGGUGCUCACCCCGAG
Pollicipes pollicipes is the source of this 2785-nucleotide messenger RNA. Its product is annotated as 5-hydroxytryptamine receptor. Gene Ontology annotation, molecular function: G protein-coupled receptor activity. Bases 1 to 1275 code for a protein of 424 amino acids. Gene Ontology annotation, biological process: positive regulation of MAPK cascade; adenylate cyclase-activating adrenergic receptor signaling pathway. NCBI's taxonomy places the organism in Eukaryota, Metazoa, Arthropoda, Thecostraca, Pollicipedomorpha, Pollicipedidae. Gene Ontology annotation, cellular component: plasma membrane. The record is from RefSeq and is a predicted model, not a curated record. The transcript has 6 exons.